Molecule: messenger RNA, 3114 nt
Organism: Acaulospora morrowiae
Lineage: Eukaryota; Fungi; Glomeromycota; Glomeromycetes; Diversisporales; Acaulosporaceae
Source: the annotation of a GenBank genome assembly
AUGAACUCUGCACUUUGGUCUCUCGCAUCGAGACCAGGGUUCUCUCUAUUUCGCCACAAACAAGGAUUCCAGAUAUGUUCUUUAACCAAAUUCCGACAUCCUCUUAUCUCCAACUUCGUCAGGAACAAAGUUUCCGCUGUAAAUACACCACAUACACAAGCUCAAACACCACCUUCAUCAAAUGACAUUUUUCUUCAAGGCAAUACGGCAAACUAUAUUGAGGAAAUGUACGAUGCGUGGCUUAAAGACCCUGAAUCGGUUCACUUGUCGUGGCAAGUGUAUUUCAAAAAUAUAAAAUCCGGCAUACAUCCCAGAAAUGCAUAUCAACCUCCUCCAACGUUGGUCCCUCUAACCGGAAUGGCAACCACUGUUGCUCAAAGUGUACAAAUGUCCGACUCUUUUGAUAUCAAUGAUCACAUGAAAGUUCAACUUUUAGUAAGAGCUUAUCAAGUUCGUGGGCAUCAUAUCGCGAAAUUGGACCCCCUGGGAAUUAUGAAUGCUGAUGCUAGCCUACCAAAAGAACUUGAUCCUAAACAUUACGGAUUCACCGAAGGGGAUCUUGAUAGGCUAUUUACUAUCGGGCCAGGUAUUUUACCUGGUUUCGCUGAGGAUGGUGAAAAAGUGACGCUUCGUGAGAUUGUCGAGUGUUGCAAAAAGAUUUAUUGUGGUACCAUCGGCAUUGAAUAUAUUCACAUUCCUGAUAAAGCUCAGUGUGAUUGGAUCUCGGAGCGAGUGGAAAUACCAAGACCUUAUAAUUAUUCGGUGGCUGAAAAGAGAAUGAUUUUAGACCGUUUGAUUUGGUCAGAUUCAUUUGAGAGAUUCGUGUCUGAGAAGUAUCCCAAUGAAAAAAGGUUUGGCCUGGAAGGAUGCGAGAGCCUAAUACCAGGUAUGAAGGCUCUGAUUGAUAGAUCAGUUGAUCGCGGUAUUGAAUUAAUUUUUAUUGGUAUGCCUCACCGUGGUCGUCUAAAUGUACUUAGCAAUGUGAUUCGUAAACCCAAUGAGUCUAUAUUCUGUGAAUUUACCGGAACCGAUGCUUCGGAGGAAGGUUCUGGUGAUGUAAAGUAUCACCUGGGUAUGAAUUAUGAUCGGCCGACACCAUCUGGAAAACAUGUUCACCUUUCGUUAGCGGCCAAUCCAUCUCAUCUGGAAGCGGUGGAUCCAGUUGUGCUAGGAAAAACGCGCGCUACUCAACAUUAUAUGAAAGAUGAAGAGCGUCAGCAUUCCAUGGCAUUAUUGUUGCAUGGAGAUGCUGCUUUCGCUGCUCAAGGAGUCGUUUAUGAAACAAUAGGUUUUCAAGAUUUGCCCAAUUAUACGACGGGUGGUACAAUUCACAUAGUGGUCAAUAAUCAAAUCGGGUUUACUACUGACCCUAGAUUUGCUCGUUCAACUCCAUAUUGCUCUGAUAUUGCUAAAGUGGUGAAUGCACCUAUUUUCCAUGUUAACGGUGACGAUGUGGAAGCGGUGACUUUCGUAUGUCAGCUUGCCGCCGAGUGGAGACAGACUUUUAAAAAGGAUGUCGUUAUUGAUGUUGUCUGUUAUCGUAAGCAUGGUCACAAUGAAGUCGAUCAGCCUAGUUUUACUCAACCAAGGAUGUACAAACAGAUUGCAAAACAAACAAGCACGCUUGAAAAAUACAUUCAAAAACUUUUGAAUGAAAAAACCUUCACAAUUGAUGAUAUUCAAAAGCACAAGCAAUGGGUAUGGGAUAUAUUGAAAGAUAGUUAUGCAGCGAGCAAGGAUUAUAAGCCUACUAGCCGUGAAUGGUUAUCUAGUCCUUGGAAUGGUUUCAAGUCCCCCAAAGAAAUUGCAAAUGCAAUCACGCGUGCUUAUCCUACUGGUUCUUCACAUGAAGCGCUUAAACAUGUUGGUCAAGUUAUAAGUUCAUAUCCUCCGAGUUUCCGCGUGCAUCCAGGUCUUACUAGGAUAUUAAAGGCUCGGGAAAAAGCUAUAGAGGGAGGCACGAAUAUUGAUUGGCCAACUGCUGAAGGUCUUGCAUUCGGUUCCUUGUUAAUUGAAGGAAAGCAUGUCCGUUUGUCUGGUCAGGAUGUUGAGCGUGGUACUUUUUCACAACGCCACGCUGUCCUUCACGACCAAGAAAACGAAGAGCAAUACGUACCUUUGAAUAAUAUACGGCCUGGUCAAGCCCCAUUUACUGUUUGUAACUCAUCUCUUUCUGAGUUUGGCACUCUAGGAUUUGAACUUGGUUAUUCGUUGAUUGAUCCUAAUUCACUUGUUUUAUGGGAAGCGCAAUUUGGUGAUUUUGCAAAUAAUGCUCAGUGCAUUAUUGAUCAAUUUAUUGCAGCAGGUGAAAAGAAAUGGCUUCAGCGAACUGGAAUGGUGAUAUUAUUGCCUCAUGGUUAUGAUGGUCAAGGUCCUGAGCAUUCCAGCGGACGCAUCGAACGUUUCCUUCAACUUUGUGACGAUCAUCCAUAUGUUUUCCCUUCUCCGGAAGGAAUGAAUCGUCAACAUCAAGAUUGUAAUAUGCAAGUAGCCUACUGUACUACGCCUGCAAAUUACUUUCACAUUUUACGGCGACAGAUUCAUCGCGAUUUUAGGAAACCGUUAAUAUUAUUCACAUCAAAGAAUCUUCUUCGACAUCCUAUGGCUCGCUCUACACUUGAGGAAAUGACUGGAGAUAAAUACUUUGCCCGUUAUAUACCAGACCCACAUCCGGAAACGCUGGCCGCACCUGAAAAAAUUACUCGUCAUAUUUUGUGUUCGGGUCAAGUUUAUUAUUCCUUACUUAAAGCUCGCGAUCAAAAUAAGAUGGAUCAUGUUGCUAUCUCUAGACUUGAACAAUUGUGUCCAUUUCCUUAUGACUUAUUAUCUAAACACGUUGACAAAUAUCCAAAUGCCGAACUUGUGUGGGCGCAAGAGGAGCCAUUAAAUGCGGGUGCGUGGACCUAUGUAGCUCCGAGAAUUAGAACACUUAUGAAUAAUACUAAACAUGAAGGAAAAGCAGCUAAGCCUGCUACUCGUUUACCAACGGCAUCACCCGAGACGGGUAACAAGAAGCAGCACAUUCAACAGGAGCAUAGCUUGUUAUCACUAGCACUUACGGGGCAAAUUAUUAAACCUAGUGAUGUGGUUGGUGGUGUACCGAUCUGGACAUGA